Molecule: messenger RNA, 1935 nt
Organism: Phaedon cochleariae (mustard beetle)
Lineage: Eukaryota; Metazoa; Arthropoda; Insecta; Coleoptera; Chrysomelidae
Source: the annotation of a GenBank genome assembly
AUGUCAGCAGGCGUGUCAGAUCAGCGGAUGAAAGGACAGGGAAAUCAAGUGUCCAAUGGCGCUAAAGAACAGCUAGGAGCUGGUGAGGGAGCAACUGGCUCAGAAGAAUUUGAACCAUGGAGAAAUCAGCAACAGAAUACUGCUGCUCACAAUGCCUAUGGAGCCUCAGCCACCAUUUCCAGUGCUACAGACAUUUACAACAUGAGUACAGCAGGUUAUUAUGGAAGUGGAGGCACGUAUCCUUACCAAGCUUAUGGAGUAGGAGAUGGGACAUGGUCAAAUGGGACAGAUCAGAUGACUUUUCUAAGUGGUUAUCCACACGAUUCUUAUUCCAUGGAUGGAAUGUUCGGUCCGUCGACGACCUUUUCAACGCCGACUGCUUUCACCGGGCAACCUUCGUCUUUCAACUAUUUCCACAGCAACGGGGACUACAACACGUGGGGCAGUCAGCUGGGGGGCCAACGCAAAUACGAUGACUACUACAGGGAUCACCAGAACAUGUAUACACAGGCCAUGCCCGAUUCCGCAUUGAAAAGCGUGGAACAGGCCAUGCAAAACCUAGAUUUAAAAGCUUCAAUGGACUCCAAAGAGUCUAUGGGACAGCCCAAGAAGACGACGUGGGCUAGCAUAGCCAGUCAACCUGCCAAGCCCCAGUUGUCCAUGCCAAACCAAGGCCUGAAAAAAAAGGGUCCCGGUAUGCCCCCAGGUCCCAUUGUACCCGGAAAGCAUAACAUGGAUAUUGGCACAUGGGACACGGCGAAGAGCAUCCCGCCCCAGCUACCGAUGGUCGGAACCGCCCCACCGCCCCCACCACCUCAAAAAACCCCCAACAUCGCUCCCGCUGCCGCCCCAAUGGCCGUGCGGCCCGGCUGGAACGGCCCGCCCCCGCCGCCCCAACAACAGCAACAGGUCGGGCGGCAAGGCCCGCCAGUCUCGGCUCCUCGACCGCCGCCCCACCACCCGAUGCACCAGGCGUACCAGCAGAUGGGCCAGCCGCCGCCGCCGCCCCAGGCUCAGCAUCCGCCCCACCACAUGCAGCCGCAGGUCGGGAUGCCGCAAGGUGGGCAUAUGCAGAUGGAUUACCCUCAGGGGAUGAUGCCGCCCCCGAUGCCGAUGAUGGUGCCGAGCCCUGUCGCCGCCGCUGCCGCUGCUCAUCAUCCUGUCCUCGACGAAUUGAAAGGCAAGAACAACUACAACCCGCCCGACUUCGACCUGACCGCCCCGCACGCCCGCUUCUUCGUCAUCAAGUCCUACUCGGAGGACGACAUCCAUCGCAGCAUCAAGUACGAGAUAUGGUGCAGCACGGAGCACGGCAACAAGCGGCUGGACCAGGCGUUCAGGGAACGGGACGCCGACGCCUGCAUCUAUUUGUUCUUCUCGGUGAACGGGUCGGGGCACUUUUGCGGCAUGGCGCAGAUGGUCAGCGCGGUGGACUACAAUUCCAAUAGUUCGGUGUGGUCGCAGGACAAGUGGAAGGGACAGUUCAAGGUACGAUGGGUGUACGUGAAAGACGUCCCCAACGUCCAGCUGCGGCACAUCCGGCUGGAGAACAACGACAACAAGCCCGUCACGAAUUCCAGGGACACGCAGGAGGUGCCGCAUCCGAAGGGGGUGCAGGUGCUGCGCAUCAUGCACUCCUACCGCCAUUCGACGUCCAUCUUCGACGACUUCGUCCACUACGAGAAGCGGCAAGAGGAGGAGGACAGUCGCAAGGCACCGCCCAUGAAGGAGCCGAUGCACGAGGGAGGCGGCGGUAGGGACCACAGGGACAGGGGGGAGCACCGGGGGGGCAGGAGCCACGGCCAUGACAGGGAGAGGGGAGAGAGAGAGGAGGGUCACAGGGGCGGCCACAGGAGUAACGACCAUCACGGCGGGCACAGGGAUCGUGGUGACAACAGCAGGGGGCGCGGAGGAGGCAGAGGUGGACGCAACUAG